This is a messenger RNA of Prorocentrum cordatum, 741 nucleotides long. Lineage: Eukaryota; Dinophyceae; Prorocentrales; Prorocentraceae. The record is from the annotation of a GenBank genome assembly.
UUCGCCACUUUGGCUCCACGCUUUGCGUUCGCCGAAGCUGUCUUCGCUCUCCCCCCCUCCUCCCGGCCAGCCAUGCAGCACCGCCGUGUGAGCGCCCUCUCCGCGCUGCUCCUGCUGGCCCUUGGCGCGCUGACCCUGUCCCGCGCCUUCGUGCCCGCGCCGCUGCAGGCCCCCGCCCGCGGGGGGCCGUCGCCCCACGCCGCGGCGGCCGCAGGGGCCGCGGCCGGGCUGCUGUCCGCGGCGCCAGCGGAGGCGCGGGUAGAGGGAGCCCGUGCACGCCAACAGUUCUGGGCCCCUCAGCACGGGCUGGCGGAGGCCGGGUGGUGGCGCACGCCUCCCCGCUCCACCGAGGCGAACGGAUCCCAGCUCUUCGGCGCGCGCUACACGGGCCUCCUCUUCGAGGAGAUCAUCCCGUACGCGCUCGUGUCUUCCUUCACGAUCCUCUGGGGCAUCGUGCUGGGCUUCGUGCUGCUGAGGAGGGGGGCGGGCAUCGGAGGGGCCUCGAUGCGCGCACCUCGCCGUCUGGCCGGCCAGGGGGCCGGGGAGCUCGGCGACGACGUGCUCCGGUGCUCGGGCGCACGGGCGCCCCGCCCUGAGAUCGGCAGCGGACGCUUCGCCGGGAAGGCGCGCGUGAGCGCGCGGAGCGCCGGGGCCACCUCGGCGCGCGCCGUGCGGGACGCGGUCGUGUCUCAGCUGGCGGAGGUCGCCGAGGGGCCGCAGGCCCACGAGCCCUCGCGCUGA